AUGAAGCUUCUUUGCUGCUUUUCCUAUGUAGAGGAAACGAGUCGUACGCAAGAAUACACUAACUUGCUGCUGUUUUUGUCUGCCUCAAUCAUUCCUCAGGACUGCUGGCAAUGUACCAAAUGCAAGAAAUUUAACUCUCCAGGCAAACGGUACUGUUACCGCUGCUGGGCCUUACGGAAAGACUGGUACUCAGAUUGUCCCAAACUGGCUCAUUCUCUUUCUCUGUCCGACAUUGACGCUAUGCAAAACAAAAAUGAUGAUGAAGGGAUAGAUGUCCCGGACUGCCGAAGGACUAUUUCUGCUCCAGUUGGCCAACCCAAAGACCUGUACAUGGUAGAAAACAAAUCACGUGUAGAUCCCUGCAGCUCUAUUGAGUCUUUGGAUUUGGCACGAGAAUGUGAAAGCAAGGAGUCUCUGUUGCAUUUCACUGAGCAUAAAAAGGAGGAAGAAAUACAGUCAUUAGAGAGUAUAAAAAAGUUGCUGAAUCCUUGCUUCUUAUGCCAUCACAGACCACGGGAUGGGAAUAUUGUCCAUGGAAGGACUGCUCACCUUGUGGCCUGUUUCAAGUGUGCAAAGAUGCUGAAGAGAAAGAGAUCACCUUGCCCAGUGUGCAGGAAAGAGAUUGAGAUGGUGAUAAGGAUCUUUAUGGGGUAGUUGUGCCAGUUCAGGCCUUCUCCACCAAAAGAUAGCACACAGGUUUUCUUGCACUCACACAAACCCUAACUUCACAGCUCAGCCGGUGAAUACCAAAGAGAAUUAAGAUUCAAAUCUGACCAAGAACACUGAGGAAUCCUCUGCAUUAAAUGAAGCAGCAUCCGCUUUUCGAUGUCCAUUUAAAUUAACGCCUGUAUGGAGCAGGGUGUGACCGACACAUUGGUAUCUAUGCCCUAGCUUUGUAAUUGUCUAAAUCUUCUAAUUGCAGCUCAGUGGUGUCACUAGGAUUCUCUAUUCUGACAACCGGUCCGCGGAAAACAAAUUUUGGAAAGAGUAUUAACUUUGGCUGUUGGAGUGUUCUCCAGUAAGUCAGACCCUGUGCAAUGCCUUCUAAGGGACAAGUCUAUAUCUGAACUAUAUAUAUAUGCAGGGGUGGGAAAGAGGGUGGGAGGGAAGGGUAGACCAAGGUGUUUGCAAUUUAGAGAAGCCAUUUCUCCAAGUAUCAGUUCUCCUGAGGGCAGUGAGAAGUAAAUAACCUGGUUGCAGAAUUAUUUUUCUUUGUUUAAUGUAUGUUUGUUAGAUAAGGUGAAGAUCCUCUUGCUCCCAGACUUGAAAUACGUCCUCCCAAACUUUUAAUCCAUCGCUAUCUCAGGUCACAUAUCAGAUGGCAAAAGAAUAGAGUGUUACACUUUGCUUUGUUAUUGGAUCUUUUAAUUUCUAUUGAUUCUUUUUUUCAUUUAAAUACAGUUCUAUGUCAUCCUGCAUAGCUUUGAUGAAGCCUGUCCAACGUUAGCUCAGAAUCUGGUCUGCCAGUUGGAUUAAAUUGUAACAGCUCUGUGCAUGUUUUGGGAUGUUCUCAUAGCUCUGUGCUUACAGCACCAUUGCACCUUCUACCUGCCUCAUCUCAUCAGGCCAGUCUAGAUAGAAGAUGCUCACUUUAGAGUGUGAUGUGGCUUUCAAGACAGGAUAUGGGCCUUUGAGGGAAAAAAAAAUAAUUCCUGUAAAGCACCGACUGCAGCUGGUUAGUCUGUGGGCUGUGCUUGAUGUUAGUUUUUUUAAUUUUCUCCGCUGAUUUUCUUUCCCUGUGAUUUAACACUGCAGUCUGUUUGCAGCAUUUACGUUGUCCUUCAGAGCUAUGCACGUUGCUCUGCUGGCUGUUAAAAUUCAGUUAGAACUUGCAGUUUCAAAACGUCUAACCCUUUUCUGAGAUCAUAUCCUAAAGUGUGCUCAGGUCUUCCUCAGCCUUCCUGUUCUCCAGGGCUUUGGAGUGCCUGCAUCGUGCAGCAGUAGUGCCUUCACUUUUCAGGUAUACAGGCAUUUGAAUUUAGUACGGUGUGUAGAAUAAACCCUGUUUUGGCAUCCUCGCUAUAAUUCCCUCUCUGAUCUAGGAAGUAC
Molecule: messenger RNA, 2049 nt
Organism: Aptenodytes forsteri (emperor penguin)
Lineage: Eukaryota; Metazoa; Chordata; Aves; Sphenisciformes; Spheniscidae
Product: protein Mdm4
Exons: 1
Coding region: 1-654 (217 amino acids)
Biological process (GO): regulation of cell cycle; negative regulation of apoptotic process; protein ubiquitination
Cellular component (GO): nucleus
Molecular function (GO): ubiquitin-protein transferase activity
Source: RefSeq, a predicted model, not a curated record